Molecule: messenger RNA, 2391 nt
Organism: Mangifera indica (mango)
Lineage: Eukaryota; Viridiplantae; Streptophyta; Magnoliopsida; Sapindales; Anacardiaceae
Product: LEAF RUST 10 DISEASE-RESISTANCE LOCUS RECEPTOR-LIKE PROTEIN KINASE-like 1.5
Exons: 1
Coding region: 246-2180 (644 amino acids)
Biological process (GO): protein phosphorylation
Molecular function (GO): ATP binding; protein kinase activity
Source: RefSeq, a predicted model, not a curated record
UCCCAGUAUUUUUGUCUUCACUCCACCUCAUUUCACGUGACGCCUCUAUUAUUUUGGCUUCCUCCUUCACAUUGGUUUGCAUAACCAAAGCAAAACCCUCCUUUGCCUUCUUUUCCUUCCCAACAACCUAGGUUACACUUUACACAUUUCCCUUCGCACACUCCACAAUAAUAAGAUUCAGUAUCACUUUUUUACUCUAACCCUUAUUUUCAUGUCUCCAUGUCUUAAUUUCUUAGUUUCUCUCCAUGUCUCCCUUCAGUUCUUGCAGUUUUCAUCGUCUUCUCAUAGUUAUUACCUUCACAUUUUUCUGGGUUUUCAAUUUUUCUAGAGCCACUCAGUCAUGUUCUUCACUGGCAGAAGCCACUACUGGAUCUUCAUGUCCUCCUUUCACUUCAACUCCUCCCUUUCCUUUCUCUUCUUCGCCUGGUUGUGGCCAUCCUUCAUUCCAGGUUAAAUGUUCAUCUUCCUCUUCCCACGCUGUUAUAUCCAUUAAUACCCUUAAUUUUUCACUCCUUCAUUACGAACCCAACUCUACCUCUCUCAGUCUCUCUCCACAACCCACCAUAUCAACAAAUUCUUGUCCGUCGUUGCACUUGCUUGCAGUGCCUGACCAUUCUAUUAACUUCUCCGGCUCACCAUUCCGAGUCUCCGAUGCCUCUUGCUCUCGUCUUUCUGUUCUUCGUUCUUGUACCCCGCCAAAUCUUCCCAACUGUAGCCAUUGUCCAUUUCAAUGCAAGCUCGUCAAGAAUCCAGCAAAGCUUGUCCAUGGUUGUGAAUCUACACACCGUAUUGAUCUCUCAUCUGAUCAGGGUUGCCAAAUCGACGUGUUGGAUUUUCUUGAUAAUUUCUUGCAAUCUGCGGGUAUCCAAGUUGAGUUUGAUGAAGCUCAAGACUCCUACUUUUCAAGCUGCAAAUUUUGCCAUGCUCAGAACGGUGUUUGUGGCUUCAACUCCUCGCACCCCAACAAGCCAUUUAUAUGUUUCCACUCCGAAUCUAGCUUAUCACCUACUUGGAUCCAUGAAACCAACUUGAAUCGCAUCGCAAUCUUGAGCACCAUCUUCGCAUUAACAUGUUUACUGCUUGCAUUUUCAGUUGGCAUAGCUAUUCUCAGGUCUAGACAGUUCAAAUCAGCCACAGAGGCAGAUCCAACAGCUCUCUUUCUUCACCGUCACCGCUUGGCUGGUCUCCUCCCUCCCGUUUUCACCUACGAAGAGCUCGAAUUUUCAACUAAUAAGUUUGACCCGAAGCGCAAGAUCGGUGAUGGAGGGUUUGGUUCAGUCUACUUAGGUCAACUGUUGGAUGGCCGAAUCGUCGCGGUAAAAUAUCUCCACUGUAAACAACAACACAACACACCAUCUUCUACAAAAGCUUUCUCUACUAAAUCUUUUUGCAAUGAAAUAUUGAUUUUGUCCACCAUUGAUCAUCCAAAUCUCGUCAAACUUCACGGGUACUGCAGCGACGCAAGAGGUUUACUUUUAGUUUAUGAAUAUAUCACCAAUGGAAAUCUUGCAGACCAUCUUCAUGGAUCACAUAGUUUGCAUCGGAAAGGAUCUUUAACGUGGCAAGUGAGACUAGACAUUGCUCUGCAAACAGCUUUAGCUCUCGAGUACUUGCAUUUCUCAGUUGUGCCACCAAUUGUUCACAGAGAUAUCACAACGUCAAAUAUUUUUGUUGAGAAAGACAUGAGAAUCAAGGUUGGAGAUUUCGGGUUGUCAAGGCUAAUGAUUCUUCCCGAGACGACGUCGUCCUCAAGUUCUGGUUUUGUGUGUACAGGACCUCAGGGUACACCUGGGUAUUUAGACCCGGACUAUCACCGAUCUUUUCGGUUGACAGAAAAGAGUGACGUGUAUAGUUUCGGUGUGGUGCUGUUGGAGUUGAUUUCAGGGCUGAAAGCAGUGGAUCAGAGUAGAGACAAGCGUGAGGUGGCAUUGGCGGAUUUAGUGGUGUCAAAGAUCCAGUUGGGGAUGCUCCAUCAGGUGGUGGACCCGGUUUUGGUGGAUGAUGGGGAGGCAAUGGACGGUGUUGAUGCGGUUGCUGAACUAGCGUUCCGGUGUGUCGCGGCUGAUAAAGAUGACCGUCCGGAUGCAAGGGAAAUAGUGGAGGAGCUGAAAAGAAUCAGAAACAUCCGUACACGUGAGUGUGGGCGUCCUGGGUCCAAUUCUAAUGUAAAUGACGUGUAAGACAAAACAGAACUGAUAUGAUGUGAUGUGUUGUGAUUUGAGAGGAAUUAUGAGUGGGGUUUACCCGCAAAUGUACAUGUGGGUGGUGAGGUUUGACUGAGUUGAUAUCAGAAGUGUUUGGUAAGAAAAGAAUGUCAAUACAUUUGCCAUCUGCGGUAAAACCAUCUCAAUAUACAAAAAAAUAAUGGGAGACGGACUAUUUCCCACCCAA